Messenger RNA from Pseudopodoces humilis (Tibetan ground-tit), 1143 nucleotides. The record is from RefSeq and is a predicted model, not a curated record. Lineage: Eukaryota; Metazoa; Chordata; Aves; Passeriformes; Paridae.
GAUCCCCGCUCCGCUAUGGAGGCGCUGCGUGCGGCGGGGCGUGCCGUGCUGCGGAGCCCGCGCCUCGCCCGGCACGGCCUGGGUCUCCGCCGGCGGCGCAAGCUUCCUGAGAGCUGGGCUGAUAUGCAGGAGCCACUGCUUGAGGGGAUGUGCUUCACCCUCAAGUAUCUGGGCAUGACGCUGGUAGAAAAACCAAAAGGAGAAGACAUGGCUGCUGCUGCCAUCCGCAGGAUCGUGGCCACGGCACAGGUCGGAGCUCGCAAGUUUCAGAAGGUGAUUCUGACAGUGUCUCCAAGGGGCAUCUCACUGCAGGAUGCAGACACUAAGGAGAUGGUGGAGAACAUCUCCAUCUACAGGAUCUCCUACUGCACAACAGACAAGCUGCAGAACAAGGUCUUUGCUUAUGUUGCCCAGAGCCAGGAGAGCGGGGCACUGGAGUGCCAUGCCUUCCUCUCACCGAAGAAGAAGAUUGCCCAGGCUGUGACUCUGACCGUGGCCCAGGCCUUUCAGAUGGCACUUGAUCUCUGGGAGGCAACACAUGCUGCAGGAGGAGGAGGAGGAGGAAGAUGAUGAUGUCAAUGAAACCUUACCUGGCAGCAUGGAGGAGCUGGAGAGGGGAACACACAGCCCAGCAGCACAGCUAUUAUGCUACCGCCUGGGGCCGCCCCCGGACAGCUGGACGGUGCUGGGAGGGGUUGGACACUCACCCAGUGCUGGCCCCAAGACUCCCCUGGGCUAAGCCAAAUCUCUGCAACAACGGACCAGCCACUCAGGAUUCACCCUGUGCCUGCACCUGCGCCAGCCAGUGCCUGCCACUGCCCUGGCACUGCCCUCCUGACACGGGGGCCGCUGGCACUGCUGCCAUGGAGUGCACAGGCUGUAACACCUUCUCCUUGUCCUGUGCUGCCUGCAUGAACCGCCUCGCGCUGCAGCUGCUCCCAGCUUGGGCUGGAGGACCGAUGCUCCUCACUCUGCUCACUCCCAGGCCAUGCAGGACCACCCUGCGUGCUCUGAGCCUUCCUGAUGCAGGCAGUGUACACCCUCAGGGAGCAACAGCUCUUGGCCUGGAGCAGUGUGUGAUGAAGGCCUUGCCCCUGCAGUUCAACCCCCUACCCUCUCACAAGUGAAAUGACCUGGUUUUUA